Molecule: messenger RNA, 1071 nt
Organism: Penicillium brevicompactum
Lineage: Eukaryota; Fungi; Ascomycota; Eurotiomycetes; Eurotiales; Aspergillaceae
Product: ankyrin repeat domain-containing protein
Exons: 2
Coding region: 1-1071 (356 amino acids)
Molecular function (GO): protein binding
Source: RefSeq, a predicted model, not a curated record
AUGAUUCCUCUUUUCAAGGAGCGCAGGGCAUCACUGUAUGACCGUGAUCCGCGCGGAUGGACGUUAUUACACUAUGCAGCCUUUAAAGGCGAUAUUGACACAAUCAAAUACCUCGUGCGCUUGGGUCUGAGCAUACACGAAACGAGUGCCGACGGCUGCACACCACUGUACUAUCUCUGUCGAAACAACGACCAUGUCGGCGAGAUCGUGAGCGUAUACCGCUUUAUCAAAUCCAAUGACGACCUAUCCGAUGCUGCAUGCGCCCUAUUCCUCCCAAGGAGGGACUACUACAAGAAAAGCUCCCUCCACCACUUUCUUUGGAGCGUACCCAACCUAUGGGACUUGGUGAAAGCCGAGUCGCCCCUGGUCACUCUUGACUCACGCUUCACGUCGAUCAUCUGGGAGUAUGUUGACCCCAGAAUUAUAUUGGAUAUCUUCAUUCGCGAAGUGUCCAAAGCCGAAACUGUAAGACGCCAAUUAAACGGUGUUACCGAGAGCUCGCUUCACGAGUUUUCAAAGAUCUACUUCCAUCAUGUCGCUGGGUGGCCAAACGCACCACACAUGAGAACCAGGUCCUCCGAAUGGAGAAAGCUUGCUCGUUGGCUACUCAAAGGAUUGCGUCCUAAGGAUCUGAGUCGGCAGGGCAACGAAAUCUGGGAAGCGACCACCCCACUGUUCGCAGGAUUGAUGAGCGCGAGAUGGCCGACUCCCGUGAAGAAGCGGGAAAUCCGACGGAAUAAUCGUCAGCUCGAGAGCAUGUUACUGCUCUGGCUCAAGGAUGUCCAAGCUGCGGGUGUAAACCUCGCCUCAUACGGGUGGUGGGAGCGGAAGAGAUUUGGUGAGAGCUGGGUACUUCAGAAUGCUCGCUGGGCUAGUUUAGCAUAUGACGGGAAAGGGCCACGAUUGAAGUCCAUUUCCACUGGAAAUCUUCCACAGGACUGGAAGCUAGUUUGGAAUUGGCACGAGGAAUUUACAUGGCUCAGGGAGCCUGUGGUCAGUGUGUUUUUUCAAUGGGCUGAGCGCCCGCCGCCUUUGAUGCCGGGUUCAUGGCAGAGUGACGACGAGCUCUGA